UCUUGCUGCUGGGUAUUUUAUGGUUCUUGAAAAAAGUUUCUAGCUUUUAUUUGAAUAAACAUGUUGGCUGUGUUUGAGCAAUCCAUUGGGAAGCCACCUUCAGAGCUGAGCCUUGCUCAGACAGGUACACAGAAAAAGGAGGCUAAAACAAAGGAAGAGAUUGCAGAAAGUUUCAAAUCAUGGAAGCCAGACUCAACAUUUUACCACCUUUCCAAUGGGAAUUUCAUGGCUUUUUCCCAUGAAAAUGAAAACCCUUCACAUCCAAGGUCUAUUGUGGUGAUGGAUGAUGUUUUCUGCAUCUUUUCUGGUGGUUUAGACAACACUUUUGAUUUGAGGAAACAUUAUGGUCUUUCAAGACAAGCUACAGAAGCUAUGAUAAUGGUUGAGGCUUACAAAGUUUUAAGGGAUCGGGCACCAUACCCUCCUGAUCAAGUCAUCAAAGAACUUGAAGGCAAAUUUGCUUUCAUUCUCUUUGACUCUAAAGCUUCCACUCUUUUUCUUGCUAGGGAUCGCGAUGGAAGUGUGUCAUUACACUGGGGAACUGCUACAGAUGGAUCAUUAGUAUGUUCUGAUGAUUCAGAGUUCAUUCAAGCUUCUUGUGGGAAAUUGUAUACCCCAUUUCCUCCAGGGUGUAUCUUCAUAAGUGACACAGGGCUAAUAAGCUUUGAUCAUCCAAUGCACAAAGUAAAAGGAAUUGCACGCGAAGAUGAUGAAGGAAAUGUCAAUGCUGUGAUUUUCCAGGUGGACUUGUAUACCAAACUCCACAGCAUUCCGCGCAGGGGAAGUGCUGCGAAUUGGGCUGGUGCUACUACGGUUGAAUGAGACAGAAGAUUUUAAACUUUGACGAUCUUCCCAAGUUGAGUCAUGAAUGUAAUAAUGUUAAAUCACAAAUGGUAUGCUACUUUAUGGCCAUCUUAUGAAAUAAUCUGAAAUCAUAUGUUGCUGCAAUAAU
Solanum stenotomum is the source of this 952-nucleotide messenger RNA. Its product is annotated as stem-specific protein TSJT1. The record is from RefSeq and is a predicted model, not a curated record. Lineage: Eukaryota; Viridiplantae; Streptophyta; Magnoliopsida; Solanales; Solanaceae. The transcript has 4 exons. Bases 61 to 822 code for a protein of 253 amino acids.